GCAGGCAGCAAUGUGGAUUGCAGCGAUGAGGAGAAUGCACUUGUGGAAGUUGUCAGAACAGCCCAGGCAGCAUUCUCACAGUCCUUAUCCACUGCCCUGUCGAAGUUUGGCCGCGCCGAGUCAUGUGAGACCACCUCUGCGGGAACCGAGCGCUUGCUACGUGAGCAGGCCAUCGUGGAUGCCAACUCCUCGCAGGCCUCCGGCCAGCAGCGCGACUCCUCAGCCUUGGCGGGUCUAACAACUGUGAUGGUCAAGAACGUGCCUGUGAAGUACACACAACGAAAACUUCUACGAGAAAUUUUGAACGCUGGCUUCCAGGGCAAGAUGGAUUUCAUUUAUCUUCCUAUGGACCCUCGGAAUCGCUGCGCGCGUGGCUUCGCUUUUUGCAAUUUUACCACACCAGAAGCUGCGCAGCAGUUCUUUCGUACUUAUCACAAGUCCCAUCUCAAGAGUUUUGACUCAGACCAGCCUUUGGAGGUCAUGGCUGCUGAGAUUCAAGGAUUUGAAGCAAAUGCAGAGCACUACUUGGUGGUGAAGGAUGGGAUGAUUGCAAUGACGAACACGGCUUGGAAGUCCAGCUUGUGUUGGCAGUCUUGGCAUGGAGGCCAUCGCAUGGCCUGAAUCCUGCAGCACGCACACUGUGAGCUUUGAAUUUUGGAGUUGCAGCACUUGACUGCAUCACAAUGCUCCUUGUAGGUUGCGUGUGACGGUGGCAGGAGCAGCAUUCUGUGCAAUAAUUGCUUAGCCUUCAAUGUCACGGUAGAGGCAGACUCGGAAUCGUGAGCUUGGGUUGGAGGAUGUUGGAGAUCUCGAAGGCACAGCGACGCCAGGUCGGAAAGUGUGGUGAUUUCUCUGAGAAGCCCCGCCAUAGUCCCCGCCAUAUAUAAGUUGCGAGUGCGUCAAGGGCUUGCGUGAGGGAGCAGCCGGUAUACGGCUUUAGGAGGUGCGAUGGAUAGACAGUGCUUGAUCGUGUCUUGUAGCACACUCGUAUUUGCAGGUCACGAAUUGCAUUAAUGGCAGGCAUCCACAGCCUGGCCCGCUUCAAAAGCCCCACUUGAUAGAUUACACCAACACAUGUUACAUUUAAUUUCAAGAUUGCAAACUCAGAGUCACCAGUUCACUCUCUUUUGGAUUGCCCGAAUUUGGUUGAGGCGGUUGAGGUAUUUUACCACAAUGAUAUAUAGAUUUUGCGAAUCUGAGAAAUGAAUUUUGCCAGAGGGCUUGUUCCACCGAAAUGGAUAUCGAUAUGCACUGGUAGCUAAUGUAUAGUGACCAAACAAUUGACGGGCACAUCUUCACUUGUGUCAGCGGACACUUUAGUGGCUCAAAAGCAAACAAUCCACCACAUGCUAGUGACUAGUGUCAGUUUGGUUGGUUUCCUAUCCACAGUAUCAAGAUAGAUUAAGAACAAGACGCAAUCAAUUUGGUGAUCAAUAGCUUAUCUUUUUGUGCUCUUUUGUUUUCUGAUUGUUAUUCCAGGCUAGCCGCAAGGAGAAGGGACGUGACACCUUGGGCUGUCCCACAUUUUUGCGGCCUUUGCCCAGGCAAUUCCUAAACCAAAUUCGCGUUGAAGAGGGUGGUGCCGACGCAAGCCACGUUGCAGCAGCCUCCAGUCCGAGUGAGACAAGGCC
This is a messenger RNA of Durusdinium trenchii, 1631 nucleotides long. Lineage: Eukaryota; Dinophyceae; Suessiales; Symbiodiniaceae. The record is from the annotation of a GenBank genome assembly.